Messenger RNA from Caenorhabditis sp. 36 PRJEB53466, 1745 nucleotides. NCBI's taxonomy places the organism in Eukaryota, Metazoa, Nematoda, Chromadorea, Rhabditida, Rhabditidae. The record is from the annotation of a GenBank genome assembly.
AUGAAGAUCAAGCCUCGUACUAUUCUGCUCGUUUUCCUGUUCAUCAAGCUAUGCAUUCUGUUCACAGGUCGGUUUUAUCAGUUAAGACCUCAACCUUUUGUCCUUCCAGUCCUCCAAGAAACAGUGGAAUCCAUGUCCUCCAGUGACCAUCCACUUCUUUUUAAUACGAAUGACAUCUUCCUGUUCGACGUGAUGCUCGGAUCCAUUUCCGCCCUUUUCAUACUCGUCUCGCUCGUCCUCAUCGUCUUCUUCACCAUUGGUCACAGUCGUUUCCGCAAACCGUACAUGGUCAUCGCCUUCGCCAUCAACCUCAUUUUUGUUCUGCCUUUCUUCUUCUCUGGUACGACGAUCCUUUAAGUGUUAGAAAAUCGUUUUUCUAGGGGUCUACCUCACGUUCCACGAUCAUCAGGGCCUCAAAAUAUCCGGAAGAGUGAUCGAGAGCUUCGGGAAAAUGCACAAUUUCUCCAAAGAGUUCCAUGCAAUUAAUCCGAAUUACACGUCGAAAAGUCGAAAUGUAACAAUACCCACUAGAAAAAUCACGCCGGAAAUGGUGAGUUUUUGUGAGGAGAUUCCCUGAAACCCCUGAUUCUUCAGUUGAGCAGUUACGAAUAUGUGACGCAUAUUCAGAAACGAUAUUGUUGUUGCGGAAUGGAUGGAGCCAGAUAUUAUGGAUUCAAUAACGUGAGUUCUAGGAGUGCGUACCGCACGGCGACCAAAAGUGUAGAAACUGGCGUGGCCUAAUCUGAGACGCGUUUUCUGAAAAUUGCCGCAAUUCCAGCACUUUUCCGAUAUUUUUUUGUUUGAUAUCGACGAGAGAAAACAUCGAAAUUUUCGUGAAAACGCCGCGUUUGAGACGUUUUUGGCAUAUUUCGCAAUACGCCCUCCGCGGCCAAUCGCCGCCGCAAUUUCGGAAUUUUCAUACCGGCCGAUCUGGAUAGUUUUGAAACGAAGUGAGUGUCGGAAGUGAUUAAGCACGCUAAUACAAGUAUUUUAAGCGUUCAAACGGCAAAAAGUAUCGGCGAAUGACUGAAAUUCGCGCAUUUGCAGCACAAAACUUAAAAUCAAUUCAAUUGAUUCAUUUCUGAAUGAAACGUGCUCGUUUUAAGCUCAAAAAGUGCGCGCGAUGAUUAGUUUAACAAAGUUUAUACAUCGUCGAAAUCGUACAAAAUUUGGGUAAUUUUUGACGAAAAAAAAAUGAAAAAAAGGGGUUAAAUUUCGAAUUUCGCGCCAAAAUGGUGAUAAACCGUGCACGCUAGGCCACGCCCCUUUCUACGUUUUUUGUUCGCCGUGUACCGUGUCUAGUUAGAAGAUUUUAGAAAAGUACGGCCCUCAAGGAAUCGAUCCCAUUCACGUCGAAACUAGACCUACGUUGCCCGCUCAACUCCCUAUUCAAGAACUCGACGUGCAUUGACUCGCACCUCAAAGGCUGCGACGAUCGUCUGAAGACAGUGCAUCCCACUCGAAUCCUCAUGUACUCCUGCGUCGGAUCCGUGUUUGCGACGCUCUUCGCCGUCCUCUCCCCCUUUAUUUAUUCGCAGUUCGAGUUGGACAGACGGCGUGCUCGAUCCGAAUACAUUCGCGAAUGGAGAAGAAAUCUGGAGCAGCACAUCACCGACCACCGCAUUUGGACUCUUCGCAACGGACAACGAAGCGAGAGGGAGGCGGGAGAAGGAGCGGUUUCCCUCGUGGAGGAAGGCGCUGACCAGCCGCUUGUGAAUGAAAACAGAUCGACACCAAGGGUCUAG